AUGGCGCCAAAGGCAAGGAAAACCGCCGGCACGCCAAAGCAGGCCAAGUCGGCCAAGGCCACCGCUGCUACUGCUGUGGCUGGUGCUGGUGCUGGUGCUGGUGCUGGUGCUGGUGCUGGUGCUGAUUCUGUUGCCCCCCAAGUCGACGACGUCGACGUCGACUCAACAGCAGCGGCCACGGCCACGGCCACGGCAACGGCCACGGCAACGGCAACGGCAGCGGCCAGCUCCUCCCCAUUAUCUUCAUCAUCAUCAUCAUCAUCAUCAUCAUCCUCCCCCUCCUCCCCUUCAGCGAGCCCGGUCCAAGAGGCAUCCACCCUCGUCAUACUUCAGCUCGUAAUCCGCCUCAUCAGCUUCAUCGCCAACCAGCUUCUCAUCCGCUACCUCACCGCGCCGCUUCUCGGCCUGUCCACGCAGCUCGAGGUCUACUACCUCUCGGUGCUCUUCUUUGCCCGCGAGAGUCUGCGCGUCGCCAUUCAGCGCCAUCCGAGCAUCAGUCACGCUGUCGCCGUCAAGCCAUCCUCGUCUGAACUGUCAACUGCCGUCAAGGGCGAGACUGGUAAAGAUGCUGCCUCACCAUCAUCCAGCGGCACGGCCAGCACAGAGCGCAAGGUCAGGCUCAAGGCCGGGGGUCUCUGUGUCUCUGAUGAUCCCGUCGAGAGCCAGGCUAUCCUCAACCUCGGGUACAUCUCCAUCGUCCUCGGCACCAUCACCAGCCUCGCCCUCGGCUGGACCUACCUGGCCUACGCCCAGCCGUCGACUCUCGCCACGCCGUACUCAAAGCUUUCCCUACGUGUCUACGGCCUCUCCGCCGUCGUCGAGCUGCUGUCGGAGCCCUGCUUUUUCUUGAUGCAUUACGACGUGGGUACCCGUGCCGCCUCCGAGUCCGUCGCCGCCCUCAUCCGCGUUGCUGUCAUUUUUGGCACAGCCGUCCUCGCCUCUCGCUUCGGCCUCGAGCUUGGUGUCAUGCCCUGGGCCCUGGGUCAGCUCGCCUACUCCGCCACCCUCGUCGUCCUCUACGGCUUGGUCGGCUGGAGCAUGGCUGCUCCCGUCGGCUUCUCCCUGCUGCCACGCCGUAUCCGCCACGCCUCCCCUAGCUCCUUCAUCCUCGGUAGGUUCUACAGGCCUACCAUCCGCCUCGCCGCCAGCAUGACGGCACAGAGCCUCGUCAAGCACAUCCUUACCCAGGGCGACACCUUCCUCGUCUCCCUCCUCGCCUCACCCGCCGUGCAGGGCUCUUACGCCCUUGCCAGCAACUAUGGUGGCCUGCUCGCACGCCUGCUCUUCCAGCCCAUCGAGGAGUCGACGCGCAGAUACUUCUCCAAGUUGCUCAUCAAACCUGAAAAUACGCCCUCGGCUGUGCGAGAGGCCAACAAGAGCCUUUGCGCCCUCAUGCGUCUAUACUUUCUCCUAUCCGGCUUUGUCGUCAGUAUCGGGCCCUUCGUCGCACCCCCUUUACUGCGUAUCAUCCUCGGCAGUCGCUGGUACGGCGCCGGUGCGGGAGAUGUUCUUGCCACUUAUUGCCUCUACGUGCCUUUUCUCGCCAUCAAUGGCCUGACCGAGGCCUUUGUUUCUAGUGUCGCCACUGAGGCCCAAAUUCAUCAGCAGUCAGUCUGGAUGGGCUUUUUCUCUGCCAUGUUUGCCGGCUCCGCCUACGUAUUCAUGGGCGUCCUGGGCCUUGGAGCUCAGGGCCUCGUGUACGCCAAUAUUGUGAACAUGCUGUGUCGCAUCGUUUGGAGUCUCUUUUUCAUCAAACGGUAUUUUGCCCGUUAUCGCGACACCUUCUCUGUUCGUAGGCUCAUUCCCGAUGAGACCAUUGCCCUCUCCGUCUCUACAUUCGCGGGCUUAUAUCAAACCGGCAUUGCGAAAGAGAUUGACAAGACACCUAUCAAGGCUACCCUCAUCAUAGGCAGCUCUGGUUUAGUGUUACUCCUGUUGACAAUGUUCAUCGAAAAAAGAUUCCUCAUAGAAUGCGGCAAAUCUUUCGGAAUUCCAGGUAAGGAAGAAAGAGACGGCGCCAAGGAGGUCUCCAAGGGACACAAGGAGAGUCCCAAAAAGUAG
Molecule: messenger RNA, 2061 nt
Organism: Cordyceps fumosorosea ARSEF 2679
Lineage: Eukaryota; Fungi; Ascomycota; Sordariomycetes; Hypocreales; Cordycipitaceae
Product: oligosaccharide translocation protein RFT1
Exons: 2
Coding region: 1-2061 (686 amino acids)
Biological process (GO): glycolipid translocation; dolichol-linked oligosaccharide biosynthetic process
Cellular component (GO): endoplasmic reticulum membrane
Source: RefSeq, a predicted model, not a curated record